Molecule: messenger RNA, 720 nt
Organism: Macrosteles quadrilineatus (aster leafhopper)
Lineage: Eukaryota; Metazoa; Arthropoda; Insecta; Hemiptera; Cicadellidae
Exons: 1
Coding region: 1-720 (239 amino acids)
Source: RefSeq, a predicted model, not a curated record
AUGGAUUACCUUGACUAUUUGGACUACCACAUUGAACCACCACCUCGCAUGCGACCAGCUCGCUACCACGAUUAUAAUCCCUUCAAUGAUUUGACAGACGACGAGUUCAAAGAUAGGUUCCGAUUUUCAAAAGAGGCCGUAAAUGAAUUGAUUGAGUUGUUAACUCCAAGGCUCGGCUUUCCUGGCAUAAGAGCCAAUCCGAAUACUAUACCAAAUUGGAAAAAGGUAUUGAUUGCCCUUAGAUUUUUUGCCGAUGGCAACUUCCAUAGGGAAACAGGCGAUCUGCUGGAUGUUUCUGAAUCUGCAGCAUGUCAGAUAGUCCAUAAAGUUGCGUCAGCUAUUUGUUCGGAACUGAAAGCUGAGUACAUUAAAUUUCCAUCUGGGGACUACGCCACUAGAACCAAAACCAUCUUCUUCACUAAGUAUGGAUUCCCCAACGUCUUAAGUUGUGUUGACGGCACCCACAUUCCCAUUGUUAGCCCUUCAACUCCAGACAAAGAGGAAUAUAGAUGUAGGAAGGGUUUUUUUUCUAUCAACGUCCUAGGAGCAGCAGGUGCAGACCUUGAAUUUACCAACAUAGUUGCCAGAUGGAAAGGCAGUACUCAUGAUUCCAGAGUGUUGAAAAAUUCAAGACUAUAUGCAGAAUUUGAAGAACGUGAUAUGGGCGGAAUACUGGUCGGAGACAGUGGAUACGAAUGUAACAGGCAAGUAACAACAUAA